Messenger RNA from Acyrthosiphon pisum (pea aphid), 1375 nucleotides. RefSeq lists its product as uncharacterized. The coding region runs from base 356 to 1270 and encodes 304 amino acids. The transcript has 4 exons. The record is from RefSeq and is a predicted model, not a curated record. Lineage: Eukaryota; Metazoa; Arthropoda; Insecta; Hemiptera; Aphididae.
UCACUAAUCUAUCCGCUAUUGUCAAGACUCAAGGGCCAUAGCAUCUAAUGCAUCAUGUCUGGACGUCUGGACUCUGGUCUCUGGUUAUUGCGAGAUUGAGCACUCGUUGUUUAAUGUCUAUUGAGUCAUGGUUUCCCGGUCCCCACGACCCUAGUAUAGAUAAGUAUAAUGGACCCUAGUACCCUACCUCAUCUUUUAAGACCGUGAUUCAAUGCUUAUUGCUUUGUGUUUAUAUUUUUUUUAUCAUUUUACUUUGAGUAAUUGAAUAUUAAAAUAAAAUAAUAUACAUAGUAUAAUUAAUAUAUUGCUAUAUAGUUACUAGUACGAGAUGCCUUUCAUAUAAUACAUUAUAAAAAUGGUUAAGUCUUGUUGUGUACCAGGGUGUACUACUGGUAACGCUCUGUAUGUCAAACAACAAAAAUCAAGUGGGUUAAGAAAUAAAAGUUUAUUUAAGCCACCCAAAAAUGCAGAGCUUUUUGCAAAAUGGGUUAAAGCUAUACCCCGAAAAGAUAAAGUUCUCUCAGAAAGUUCUUAUGUAUGUGAAUUGCAUUUUGAAGAGGAUGAUGUUCUAAUAUAUGACGAGACUAUUUUAUUGGAUGGAACAGUCAAUAUAAUAAAAAGAAUCAGACCUUUAUUAAAAACAGGAGCAGUUCCAUGCAUAUUUCCUAACCUACCAUUUAAUUCAACAAAACACAACAAUAAGAGAAAACCUCCUACAGAAAGGUUUUUAUACAUUGGAAAAAAUAAAUCUAAACUAAUUCCGGCAUGUUCUGAUACGAGUGAAAUGCAAUGCUCUGAAAAUAUCAACCAACAAUUUUCUUUUCAGUAUUUAAAAGAAAACCUUAAUCAAUUAGAAAAACCCGAUAGUAAAUGGAUGUUUGAAUUAAAAGAUGAUGAAGUAGAGCUUGUGAGAUGGAAUCGUGGAUCUUCAAAAAAAAUAACAAUUUCAAAUGACUUAAUAGUAAAAAUUUUUUUUAGUGAUAUUGAAAUUUUAUUUGAUCACAUUAUUAAUACAAUUUUAUUGAGCAUGAAUGAAACAAAUGAGUUAUUGAAAUAUAUACAUUCUUUAAUAGAAUGUAAAGGAAUAAUGACAACAGAAAAUAAUAUUACCAGACGGUCUAUUACAUGCAAGGGUUAUGUUGAAAUACGUCUAGGGCAACGUGGACCCAAGAGUAAUUAUUGUUUUGACUGCAGAGUAGCUCGAAAAAAAAUGGCUGAUAGUUUGAGAAAAAAGGUACUUAAACUUGAAAAUAAGAUUCAAGAAAAAUAGAAAUCGCUAUACAAUUUAAGAAAAACAUCUGACCUUAGAAAUAAGGUCAGUUAUAAGUUAUAACCCGUCUAGUUCAUCUUGGCCAUUGACGACUGUUACGAUUAA